Molecule: messenger RNA, 1168 nt
Organism: Mugil cephalus (flathead mullet)
Lineage: Eukaryota; Metazoa; Chordata; Actinopteri; Mugiliformes; Mugilidae
Gene: fis1
Product: fission, mitochondrial 1
Exons: 5
Coding region: 105-569 (154 amino acids)
Biological process (GO): mitochondrial fission; peroxisome fission; mitochondrial fragmentation involved in apoptotic process
Cellular component (GO): mitochondrial outer membrane; peroxisomal membrane
Molecular function (GO): protein binding
Source: RefSeq, a predicted model, not a curated record
AUUUGGUAAUGGGCUUUGGCUUUACCAGAGAAAUCUAAGGAUGACGUCGAAAUCUUGCAUCACGUGAUUAAAAGUGGGCGGGCCCGAGAGCCGUUUCCGGAAACAUGGAGGCUGUAUUGAGUGAUGUGGUAGCACCAGAAGACCUCAUAAAAUUUGAGAAGAAGUACAAAAGUGAGCUGGCGAAGGGAGCCGUCUCCAGAGAUACGAAGUUUGAAUAUGCCUGGUGUUUGAUCAGGAGUAAAUACUCAGAAGACAUCAAGAAGGGCAUUGUGCUCCUGGAGGAGCUCGUUCAGAAAGCAUCAAAGGACGACUCCCGGGACUUUUUGUUCUACCUUGCAGUGGCCAAUUACAGACUCAAAGAAUAUGAGAAAGCCCUGAAGUACAUCCGGACUCUUCUGAAGAACGAGCCCGGGAACAAGCAGGCUCUGGAGCUGGAGAAGCUCAUCGACAAAGCUUUAAAGAAAGACGGCUUGGUUGGCAUGGCGAUCGUCGGGGGAAUCGGACUCGGCGUGGCCGGUUUGGCGGGCCUCAUCGGGCUCGCCGUGUCAAAGGGGGCCGCCAAAUCCUAACCCGGACGUGUCUUCAUUUUGCUGGACUUAUAUUCACUUACAUGCAUAAAAGAACAAUUACAAGUUUUGUGUUGGAAGCUUGACGGGUGUAUAAUUUUGGCUUGAGGCUGAAUAUGUGCUGCAGCAUAUUAAAGGGUUUGAAUAAUGCCAGUGAAUAAACCAUUUUCAUACUGAUAGAAAGUCACCGCAUAUGUAACAUUACCGUCUGUUCACAUGUUAUAGCAUCGCACUUGCUCUUUACUUGUAUAAAUAAACUAUAAUAGACAAGUUGCAGUUUAAUUUUAUGUAAGUUCAUAUCACAUUCUAAGUUACAUUUUGUAAAAUAUGUUUCUAAAAUAGCGGAUGUGGUUGAUGAGGGGCUGUUAAAGAAGUUCACUAUGAAGUUCUGAUUGUAUGUGCCAAGAGGAGUAUUUGUGGAGUCGUUCGUUGGCGAUGUUUAAAUUAACUGAGGACUUGCAGGUUUUAAGACUUCAAGGGUUGCACUUAAUGAAAACUACAUACAACUUCCAUGUGUGAAAUACUUUACCUUACAUUUGCCCCGUGCUAAACUUUAAGGAGUUUUGAUUUCCGCCUUGGUUAAUAAAAUGAUUUGUGAUUGA